AUGGCUUCGUACGAGACACGCGUAGUUCCAAAUAUCAAAAUUCUUCGAAAGCUUGAUCAUCCCAACGUCAUGAAAUUGGAAGGCAUAAUCACAUCUCGCUUAUCAUGCAGCAUAUAUCUCGUUUUUGAAUAUAUGGAACACGAUCUCGCCGGACUCUUAUCAUCUCCCGACGUCAAGUUUACUGCAUCCCAGAUUAAAUGUUAUAUGAUGCAGUUAUUGAAAGGAAUUGAUCAUUGCCAUUCACGAGGGAUAAUACAUCGCGACAUCAAAUCCUCCAAUAUUUUGGUCAAUAAUGAAGGUGUUUUGAAGAUUGCAGAUUUUGGUCUUGCGAAUUUCUAUGAUUCUAUGAGUAGGCAGCCAUUGACAAGCCGUGUGGUGACCUUGUGGUAUCGUCCUCCCGAACUUCUCUUAGGGUCAGCAAACUACGGGCCGUUUAUUGAUAUGUGGAGCAUUGGUUGUGUUUUUGGCGAACUUUUUGUUGGUAGACCAAUCCUCAAGGGGAGAACCGAGGUUGAACAAUUGCACAAAAUAUUUAAGUUGUGUGGGACUCCUCCCGAUGAGUAUUGGACAAAAACCCGUCAUCCUCUUGCAGCAAUGUUUAAACCUCAAUUCACUUAUGAAAGCAGUCUACGCGAAAGGUGUAAAGAACUCCCAAGAACCGUAGUCGACCUUAUGGAUCAACUUCUUUGUGUAGAACCCGAGAAACGUGUCACUGCCAACUCCGCCCUCCAAGCCGAGUAUUUCUAUACCAAACCUUACGCGUGUGAUCCUGCAAGCAUGCCUAAGUACCCGCCUAACAAAGAAAUGGAUGCAAAAUCCCGUGAGACAACACGAAGAAGAAAGUUGGUUGGGAGGGUUAGAUCUUCUGGGGGUUCAAGAAACCAUAGAAAAGUCCACUCAGGCAUUCCCGAGGGUCCAUAUCACAUGAGAUCACGAGAAUCCGUUUGUCCAAACGCAUCUCGUCAAACGUUCCCAGGCUAA
This is a messenger RNA of Lactuca sativa (garden lettuce), 981 nucleotides long. NCBI's taxonomy places the organism in Eukaryota, Viridiplantae, Streptophyta, Magnoliopsida, Asterales, Asteraceae. The record is from RefSeq and is a predicted model, not a curated record.